Symbiodinium natans is the source of this 807-nucleotide messenger RNA. NCBI's taxonomy places the organism in Eukaryota, Dinophyceae, Suessiales, Symbiodiniaceae. The record is from the annotation of a GenBank genome assembly.
AUGGGGGGAGAUGGCGGCCAGGUCAUUGAUCGGGCGACCAUGGUGAAGACCAAGGGAUGGGGUCUCACGAAGGGCAGCGGGGACAGAUAUGCGGCCUCACUCGGCGAGAUGAACAGCUAUGUCCAGAUGGUCUUCGAGGACCGUGGAUUGGGCAACCUCGAGAGGCAUCGAGUUCGCAUGAGCACCUGCAUGAUUUCGCAGGAGGCUCUACGUGAUCCAGUGGUUGCGUGCAAGCUCGGAAACCUUUACAACAAGGAGGCCGUGAUUGCAGCCCUGCUGAAUCGGACGAUGCCAGAGGAGCUCUCCCACAUCCGCGCGUUGAAGGAUGUGAAGCAGUGCACAGUCACGUGGGCCGAAGCCGAGAAGGAGGAGGGGCGGAAGCGAAUGGUUUGCCCGGUCUCGCGAGAAGACCUGGACUCCGGCAGCAGCCGCGCUGUGCUCAUUUGGCCAAGCGGGGCCGUGAUCGCAGCGAAGAGCCUCAAAGAGAUGAAGUUGAAGGAGUGCCCUGUAACCAGCAAGCCCUUUGAUGCUGAAAAGGACAUCAUUCCAUUGGCUCCAGAUGGUGAGGAGCUGAAGAAGCUCCGGGAGCGCUUGCCCACCAAGAAGCGGAAAGCUCAGGCCGCGGCAGCUCCCACCGAGGAGGCCGACGAGGAGGAGGCUUCGAAGCCCAAGGCGAAAGCACCGAAGGACAGCGCAAAAGAGAGCGAGGUGUACAAGAAUCUCUUCACAAAGGACCGCGAGGGCCUGGGAGGUGUGCGCGAUGCCUUCGGAACGCCCAUCUACAAUCGCGGCUCACGAUGUUUGUAG